ACAUAGUUAAGGUACCUGAGGAAAAAAACCCAACAAGUUUAGAUAUAUGUUUUUGUAUUUGCCCUUUAUAUUUAUUCACCCAAACGUCAUAUUUUCAUGCUUAAUAAUCAUGCAUGAUUCUUCCAUCAAAUCCCAAACGUCAUAUUUUCAUGCUUAAUAAUCAUGCAUGAUUCUUCCAUCAAAUCUAUAUUAUGUAUUUGUUUUUCUAACCAUAGUCCACUACUCAUAAAUAAUUGCCUACCUUGCCCACUCUAUCUUUCACACCAAACACAACUCUAUUAAAAAUUUGGUCAAACGCAUAUAACUCCUCAAACUUGUCCCAAUUUUUCAUUUUUGACACUUUAUAUAUAGUUUAUCUUACCCUUAUUCCAUUUUAACGCUUAUUCCAUCUUAGCCAAACACAUAGACAACUCUAGUGAAAAAAUGACUUCUCUCUGUGCAAAUUAUUCCUUUGGCAAUUACAUUUCAUUACAUUCUAAAAACAAUAGUGUGCCUCCAAUCAAAAGGAAUUUUCAAUCCUCCUAUGAUAUCCGUUGCUCAAAUAUUCAACGAGGCAAAUUAUCUGACCCUAACUACGUCACGAUUUUCGAUACGACGCUUCGUGACGGAGAACAGGCCCCGGGUGCAUCCAUGACUGCUAAACAAAAAAUGAAAAUUGCAUGUCAGCUAGCUAAGCUUGGUGUUGAUGUUAUUGAGGUUGGUUUUCCAGCUGCCUCCCAUGCUGAGUUUGACCUUGUAAAGUUGGUAGCACAGAAAAUUGGUAAUAACAUAGAUGAAGAGGGAUAUGUACCGAUGAUCUGUGGUUUGGCGAGAUCUACUAAGGAAGAUAUCGAUAGAGCUUGGGAGAGUUUGAAGUAUGCAAAGACACCGAUGAUUCAUAUGUUUAUCGCGACAAGUGAUAUGCAUAUGAAGUAUAAAUUGAAUAUGAGUAGAGAAGAAGUUGUGGAGAGAGCAAGGAGCAUGGUGGCUUAUGCAACAAGUCUUGGGUUCGAGCAUGUUAGGUUUAGCUUGGAAGAUGCUACAAGAUCUGAUAAGGAGUUUGUUUACCAUAUUAUUGAAGAAGUUAUCAAAGCUGGAGCAACAUGCAUUUGUGUGGCUGAUACUGUUGGAUGCAAUUUACCAAAUGAAUUUGCACAACUAAUUGUUGACAUAAAAGCCAACACCCUAGGAAUCCAAAAUGUGGUCCUUGCAGUACAUUGUCACAAUGAUCUUGGACUUGCUACUGCCAACACAUUAGCUGGAAUUUGUGCAGGCGUAAGACAAGUAGAUGUAACCAUCAAUGGUAUUGGUGAAAGAGCUGGAAAUGCUUCUCUAGAAGAGAUAGUAAUGACCAUAAAAUAUCGUGGAGGGGAAGUACUAGGUGGUGUCUAUACUGGGAUUAAUACAAAAUAUAUAUUCACAACAAGCAACAUGGUAGAGGAGUAUAGUGGGCUUAAGUUGCAGCCAAAUAAGGCCAUUGUUGGCGCUAAUGCUUUUUCUCAUGAAAGUGGAAUUCAUCAGGAUGGAAUGUUAAAGAACAGAGGAACAUAUGAAUUUAUAUCUGCUGAAGAUGUUGGAUUUAUUCGUGCUACUAAACAUGGUAUUAAAUUAGGAAAACUCAGUGGACGUCAUGCAUUAAAAAAUAAAAUGCUUGAGCUUGGAUAUAGUUUUGAGGAAAAGCAACUUGGGGACCUCUUUUGGCGGUUCAAGUCAUUGGCUGAGGGGAAAAAGAAUAUAACAGAUGAUGAUUUAAGAGCUCUCAUAUUGGACGAAACUAUAUAGCCUCAAAUUGCUUUAAAACUUGGAGAUAUAUACAUGUAAAUGAACUUGUCACCUAUUGAUGGAAGAGCUUAUCUAAUGUUAAAGUAGCUAGCCAAGGGUUUUGUACUACAUUAAUUGAUGUAUUAAAUUUUCUUGAACACUUUUAGGUGAACUCAAUCGUUUAUGUUCUUAGUAUUGAACCCCUUGUACUUUCGAAACCAUGAGUUUAAACUUAUGUUUGUUGUAUUUUUAAUAAGACAGUAGUCUGGCACUGAGGCAGGUUAUGGGUUACUUGAGAAUAAAAUUUGAUUAGUGAGACGUAUAUAUGUUAUAAAAAUUAUGGAAGAAAGUUUGUGUCAUGCUAUGAGCCUACACAUCGGACAUGAUCGA
Molecule: messenger RNA, 2130 nt
Organism: Solanum lycopersicum (tomato)
Lineage: Eukaryota; Viridiplantae; Streptophyta; Magnoliopsida; Solanales; Solanaceae
Product: 2-isopropylmalate synthase A-like
Biological process (GO): L-leucine biosynthetic process
Cellular component (GO): chloroplast
Molecular function (GO): 2-isopropylmalate synthase activity
Source: RefSeq, a predicted model, not a curated record